This is a messenger RNA of Paecilomyces variotii, 1422 nucleotides long. RefSeq lists its product as hypothetical. The transcript has a single exon. The record is from RefSeq and is a predicted model, not a curated record. NCBI's taxonomy places the organism in Eukaryota, Fungi, Ascomycota, Eurotiomycetes, Eurotiales, Thermoascaceae. The coding region runs from base 139 to 1131 and encodes 330 amino acids.
AAUUCCAUCUGAUGGUCAUACCUGAGGUGCGAAUACAGAUGAGACAUAAGAAAGUCGAACUAUAAGAGGAUCAACCUAACAUUGCUUCAAUAUCAUUACUACUAUAUCAUCCAGAAUAUCAUUAAGAAAUCAUUCAGAAUGACAAAGAAGCUACCUCUGACCUUUGCCUGCGGAUCGUAUGACCGGACAGACGACCUCGCGAAAGGAGAAAUACAACCAGCUGGGAUUGAUCUGAACUACAUCUCAAUCGACCAUCCCCGAGAUAUAUUCGAUCGCAUGAUCGGCGGGAAGGAGUUUGAUGUCUCGGAAAUGUCCUUAUCGGAAUAUAUCUGUCGGUAUGCCGAUGGAGAGCGAGAUCUGAUCGCCAUUCCUGUCUUCCCUUCAAGAGCAUUUCGACAUGGCUACAUUACCAUCAACACCGAUCUGGUCCAGAAACCAACUGAUCUGAAUGGAAAACGCAUCGGGGUUCAACUCUAUACUAUGACUGCUGCUGUGUGGAUUAGAGCCGCGCUGGCUGAUGCUGGUGUUGACUUGUCCACCAUCACAUGGGUAGAGGGUGCAUUCGACAAGCCAGGACCUCACGGAAAGGUCACGCCAAAGCCUUUACUUCGUCCUGUGAAUAGGAUAAAAAACGAAAGUGGGAAGUCUCUCAGUCAAUGCCUUCAGGAUGGUGAUGUCGCCGCUACCAUUGGUGCUGAGACGCCUCCGUGCUUCGGGAAGGCCCCAAACAUCCGACGCUUGUUUCCUGAUACUAGGGAAACAAUGAAGAGUUAUUUUCGACAAACUGGGAUUUACCCAAUCAUGCAUGUUGUCGUGAUCAAGAAGGAAGUCGUUGACAGAUGGCCAUUCGUCGCGACUAGCAUGUUCAAUGCAUUGGACGACUCGAAAAUCCUUGCCUUGCAUCGCAUGAAGUUCGGCGGCACGAAUAAAUACAUGCUACCUUUCUUGCAGUCGGAUCUGGAGGAGAUAGAACAAUUGUUUGGAGGAGAUCCUUGGCCUUAUGGCAUUGAGAAAAACAGGAAGACUUUAGAGGCUGCUGUAUCGUAUCUUUAUGAACAGGCAAUGAUCUCGAGGAAGAUCCCAAUCGAGGAACUAUUUGCUCCUAUCAAUGGUCGUAAUUUGAAGGUUUGAUCUUUUUUCAAUAAUCACUCUUUUCUGGUCUAUCACAUCGAAGGUUCUAUGAAGUAUUCUACAGGCUAUAUAUCUUAUUAUAAAGAAUCGACAGAAUAAUGCGGCAUCUUGCGGGAAAUGUUGCUAUCGCUUCAUGAAAGCGACCGUCAUCCAGUAGUUGUAUGUUUUCUAGUUAGUUGAUGAAGUAGCCCCAUUCGCCGCCUUCUUCUCUUUAAUCCUCCUCUCCUCUCGUUCACUAUAUCGAUCCGCAAAAAGAUCUAGAUGCGGCCUCAUCAAAAUCGUAUAUUUGAC